CACAAUGCAAUGCGAGGGGUAGCUGCUGGUGACCAGCAGAGGCGAGAAGGUGUUCAUUAAACCUCCUAAGACGGUACUGCUGUGACCUGUUGACCUCACCGGAAGUAUUUGAUGAUAGGCAAGAUGGUGGCGCCCGCUGUGCGGGGCGUGUAAAGGGAGUGUGGGUCAUUAUAUCCAGUGAAGAAAAAGGAAUGUCAGUGAGGAGCUUGCCGGUGAUCACCAGGUUCUGCCGACUGGCUAACCAUGGCCGGGCCUUCCAUUGUGUCUCAGCUCUGCAGCAGAUGUGUGCAGCACCCCAGGUGGAGGCAGACACCGGGAGACUCCCAUCUGUUUUCAGGACCAGUCAAAUCGAUCCUGGGCAGCAUGCAGAGCAACACGUAGGUCUGCAUUACACCCUCUCGCCGGGGGACCUGAAGACCAUUUUCCCUCAUGGCUUCCCUCUCCGCUUCCAGAAACAGAUCCGGACAUUCAGGGAGGCAUGCAUCAUGGUUCGGAGGCCAGGCCUGGAGCUUGUUGGUUAUCUGAAGGCUGCCAACUAUUCACACCCAGUUGUUCGUUAUGUCAUCUACGGUGAAAAGGGGUGUGGUAAAACGCUCACCCUCUGCAAUGCAGUCCAGUACUGUGCUAAACGGGACUGGUUAAUCCUCCACAUACCAGAUGCCUAUUUGUGGGUCAAACACUGCAAGGAGCUGAUGCCUUCAACCUACAACGAAGCUCGCUUUGACCAGCCCCUCGAAGCCUCCACCUGGCUCAAGAACUUCCGCAUCACCAAUGAGCGAUUUCUGGCUCAGCUAAAAACCCAGCAGAGGUACACUUGGAGCAAGCGGGAGGCCACCGAGGAAGGGCGACCCUUGGGAGAAUUGGUGGACCAGGGUAUCACACGAGUGAAGAAUGCCAGUGACGUGGUGGGUGUCCUGUUCAAAGAGCUGAAGUCGCAGUGUUUACCGGACUCCUAUCGGAUGCUGGUGGCAGUGGAUGGGGUCAAUGCUCUGUGGGGACCUACUACUAUGAAGAAGGAGAACAAAAGUCAGGUACUUCCAUCUGAACUUACCCUGAUCCACAACUUGAGGAAGCUGCUCUCCAAUGAUUGGGCUGGUGGAGCUGUGGUUACGACCCUGACCCAGACCGGAGCGCUGGGAGCCUCUCAGCUGUCCCACCUGCCCCAUGAGCUGCUGAGGAAGGAUGGCUUUGAUGCCCUGGACCCUUUUGUUCCAAUUCAAGUGAUGAAAUACAGCCAGAAAGAGUUUGAGAGCUGCUACCAGUACUACAUUGACCGCAAGUGGAUUCAACACGAGAAAGCUCUCACGGAGGAGGGUAAGCAGGAGCUAAUCUUCCUCAGCAACUACAACCCAGGGACCUUUGACAGGAUCUGCGGUCCCCUCUGAGUACUGGCACCUCCCUUCGCACCAAGCUCUUCUUCCAACACCACCCCCCCCCCCCCCCAAGUUGAAUGGAAGACAUUGUGAAUGGACACCCCGAGUCCAACACAUUUUGCUCCAGGCAAACAUGGUGCCAGUCUCUCUGCUUUGCAAAUGAGUGCCUGUGUGCUUGAGCACUGUUGUCAGUCUGUGUCUGAAGACAAGGUUGGUUGGGGGUAUUCCACAUCAAGUCCGACAGAAUACAAAGCAAUCAAGAACACAAUACAAGUCAAAAAUGGAGGGGAGGAACAUCGAACUGCGAAUUCAGCCACCUUACUCCAGCAAUCUGAAAUUUGUGUGUUUUCUGUCUGUACUGGAAGUUGUGGGUAUUUUUAAUGAGCAUUGAUCAUUAAAACAGCAGAUUUAA
Messenger RNA from Hypanus sabinus (Atlantic stingray), 1785 nucleotides. RefSeq names its product death associated protein 3 (gene dap3). Gene Ontology annotation, cellular component: mitochondrial small ribosomal subunit; mitochondrial ribosome. The record is from RefSeq and is a predicted model, not a curated record. NCBI's taxonomy places the organism in Eukaryota, Metazoa, Chordata, Chondrichthyes, Myliobatiformes, Dasyatidae. Gene Ontology annotation, molecular function: structural constituent of ribosome. Gene Ontology annotation, biological process: apoptotic process. Bases 192 to 1385 code for a protein of 397 amino acids. The transcript has 14 exons.